This is a messenger RNA of Phanerochaete carnosa HHB-10118-sp, 1147 nucleotides long. RefSeq lists its product as uncharacterized. The coding region runs from base 78 to 809 and encodes 243 amino acids. The record is from RefSeq and is a predicted model, not a curated record. The transcript has 4 exons. Lineage: Eukaryota; Fungi; Basidiomycota; Agaricomycetes; Polyporales; Phanerochaetaceae.
AUAGCAGCUCAUUCAACGAAAACGUAGAUCUCCAAUCCUACAUCGCAGCUUAGACAUCAACAUUCAACUCUGGCAACAUGAACGUUGUUAUCGUCGGCGGACACGGAAAUGUCGCGAUGCGUCUCACACGCCUGCUCACACCUCGGGCCAAUACGAAAAUUGUCUCGAUCUUCCGGAAUCCCGCGCACUCUGACGAGGUUUCCGCUACUGGUGCAACGCCGCUCGUGCUCUCUCUCGAAGACGCUCCUAAGGAGAGGUUCGCUGAAGUUUUUGGAGGAAUCGAUGUCGUGUAUUUUUCUGCGGGGGCGGGCGGCAAGGGUGAGCCUGAUCGUACACGCAAGGUCGACUACGAUGGCGCACUGAAAGUCUUCGACGCCCUCGAGCUCGUACGUGGCCCCAAGCCGCGGCUGAUUAUGGUCUCCGCAUUGGACGCUCGCGACCGAAACAUUCGUCCGCCUCACUACACUGACGAGGACCUAGAGCAUUCCGUCGCAGCCUGGAAAAUGCUCGGGGCGUAUAUACAGGCCAAAUACGACGCAGACAAGAAUCUGGUCGGGCGUACAGCGUUCAAAUGGACCAUCGUCCGUCCGGGCGCGCUCACAAACGAGCCAGGCACCGGACGGGCGACGGUGGGCAAGGCGCCCCUGAAAUCCGUCAUAUCUCGUGAUGACGUCGCACUAACGCUGGCGUUGCUGGUAGACCGACCGGAUGCUGCUGGACUGGCCAUCGACCUUAACGGCGAUAAUGACGAGAUUGAACAGGCGCUGGACGCCUUCAUCAAGAAGGGAGAGACCGACUUUCUCGGCUGACGUGGACUUAUGUAAGACGGUAAUUAUCGUCGAUUAUACCAGAUAAUAAUGUAUUACUAGUAGCACGCCUACGAUCGCCCUUUCAUUAUCUGCUAGUGAGAUAGUGCUUAGGCAGCCAUUUUGGAACUGUCCAAGCACGGUCCAGAAUGCUGCUUGCUAUCAUCCCAGCAAUGGCUUCAGCACUGCAAGCAUGGAACGUUAGACCAAAUCGAUAGAUGCGCACGGAGGGACUUUACCAAGCAAAAGCUCGGGGCAUGCCAUGUCCCGAGAAACCAGCUGAGAGAUACUGGCCUUUGAAUACCUUCUCGUUACCCGAGGGGUCAAUGACGGGACCAACC